Penaeus indicus is the source of this 1672-nucleotide messenger RNA. RefSeq lists its product as uncharacterized. The record is from RefSeq and is a predicted model, not a curated record. The coding region runs from base 93 to 1349 and encodes 418 amino acids. Gene Ontology annotation, molecular function: DNA-binding transcription factor activity. The transcript is spliced from 4 exons. NCBI's taxonomy places the organism in Eukaryota, Metazoa, Arthropoda, Malacostraca, Decapoda, Penaeidae.
CAUUGGUACAUUUUGACUGAAAAUAUGUUAUGACCUGCAGUUUGGUGUGGCUCUGCACCUGAUUUCCAUUUUUUCCCGUUGAUGUUGCUAGCAUGGAGGCUCGGUUUGCUCGCUAUGAUGAGGUUUGCAUCGAGAAACUGAGAGUAAUUCACGUGGAUAAGGAUAAAAUCGUGGGAGUGUUAUAUAAUGGGGCGGAAUUGAAGGAGCUGAGGGACCACCUUUAUCAGCUGAAUUUCUGGUUUUCUACGCGGAAUGUCGAGAAAUAUAGUGAAACAAAAGACAGUAUCCACUGGGUCCUCCCCAAAUUGCAAGGUGCUCCUCCUCAGGGUGUGAGUUUAGAUGACCAUGCUCCCUUCAUAAUCAAUCGGGUUGUGAACAAGGACUGCAGGAGAGGGCGAGCAUACUGGAAGAGAAAGAACUCUGUGCCUGUAAAAGAAGAGGUUAUUAUUGAAGUAGAUGAACCUCCAAAGAAGAAGAGAAAAGAGUACGGCACAAUAAAAAAUGAUUGCCCAGCUAGGAUGAGCAUUAGAACCAUAAAGGCAUUUCCUGAUUUUGCUGUGAGGCCAGAGUCAAGCAAAAAAAUAAAGAGCAAGUUUGCAAAGCUGCUGAAGCAGGCCAUUAAGAGAGGAGAUGUGAAGGGUGAAGAGAGAUUCGUAGUUGCCAUUAGCCGAGGAGGCCACCAUCAGAAUCAUCUGAAUGAAGUGGAUGAGGAAAGGUCAUUACCAGUGCAUCCUGAAAUUGUGGAGUAUAUUACAAAGCUUGUGACUGAAGAAAAUGUGAAUUCUCCAAAAACAAUAAAAAGUUUGGUUGCUGAAUUUGUAAGAGAGAAUUUCAGUUUAAGUGAAGCAUCAAGUGGAAACAGAUGCUAUUAUCCCAUGAUAAAAGACAUACGAACAAUUUUGAGAGGGAUUAUGUGUAAUGUAACACCAAGGAAAAUUAAAGUAGAGCAUGUUACAAACCCAGAAGUUGAGUGUGUCAUCACCACAAAGACAGAAGUUCUUGAUGAUGAUUUGUUAAAUGAAGAUGAAAGUGAACACCAAGUCAUCAGCCUAACUGAAGGCUAUCUCACCUUGCAUUUCAUGAAGGAAUCUCCUGACGAAAUGGACGUAUCGACGCACUUUGUGUCAGCUCCUGAAGUGGAAACUCAUCUCAAUGUGACACCAGAGAUAGAAGAGGAAGAGAGUUUACAUGCGCAAAUUAAUGAAGACAGAGCAAGUCUCAUGUCAGCUUUAGAAGAAGUCGUGAAUUUAGCUGCAGAAGCUGAUAACCGGAUAGCCAUUCAAGAGGCAUAUGAAUAUGUUAAGAGAGCAGCAUUUCUGUUACAGACAUCCUUAGAUGGCAAUAGAUAAUUUUAUUCACACACAUUGGAAAGCAUUGUUUUAGGGAAAACAUUUUCUAUUAUAGAGCUAACUACUGGUUAAGCGUGUACAGUCAUUACUUCUUUUGUAUAAGAAUUCUUAAAAGAAGGAUUUUGUAUUGAAAGCUUUUGUAUAGUUACACAUACCAUAAUUAGUAUAUAGUACAAUGAUUUAAACACUACUAAUUUAAUUUAUUGUUAUAUGAGUGUUUUGGGGUGAUGAAUGUACUCAACUGUGCUCAAUCCAUAUGCAUUUGUCAUGAACCAUGACUAUUUAGUCAAGUUUAUCAAGUUUAUAUAAAGUUAUUGAAAUAA